Messenger RNA from Drosophila melanogaster (fruit fly), 5493 nucleotides. RefSeq names its product ubiquitin specific protease 47 (gene Usp47). Gene Ontology annotation, molecular function: cysteine-type deubiquitinase activity. Gene Ontology annotation, cellular component: nucleus. The record is from RefSeq and is marked reviewed. Gene Ontology annotation, biological process: regulation of signal transduction; protein deubiquitination. Lineage: Eukaryota; Metazoa; Arthropoda; Insecta; Diptera; Drosophilidae. The transcript has 12 exons. The coding region runs from base 375 to 4991 and encodes 1538 amino acids.
UACAGUCAGCGGCGGGCAGUCACACCGGAACGAGCACGUCUGGUAAAACAGCCGAACGGAACAACAAAAAACAAUUGUAAAAAUGACCCGUCGAGGCUCGUUUUAAGCGAAUUUCUAGCGCAGUCAGGACGCAGGAGCAGCCGAGCAGGCCGGGAUUAGGACCGGAGGAGCAGGAUCAUCGGGAGAGUAGAGCCGAAACCCACACUCACACACAAACGCAGCCGUAUACCGCAGUAUUUUCAUACACACACACACACUUGAGAGUCUUGCGGGGAGCCACAAAGGAAGCCAGCUGAAACAUGGAGCGACAUUUGCACUGAAAUUUAUGCAUUCGGGUUUUCUCCACCAUCACUUGAUUAUUCCGCGGGCUGGACAUGACGGACAAGGAGAGCGAGCAGUGCACCGUCUCGGUCUUUGACCAGACACCCGGCUCGGAGCAAAAGAAGAUCAACGUAGUGGUCCGCUCCCACUUCACGGUGAAACGCGUGAUUGACCUUAUUGGCACGCAGUUCUCGUACGAAAAGUUCGAGCUGUUGCUGCAGCCACACGAUAACAAGGAUCUGGUCAAUCUGAAUGCCCUGGAAUCUCAGCUGAUGUACGAAGUGGCUGGUUUUGAGCCCCAGCUGAAGAAUCACUUGAUCCUGCUGCCCUCCGGCAGUUGGGAUGGUGACGUGACCAAACGCUUUGAGUUACCCAUUAAAAGAGUGGUAGUCAAAAAGGUUAUGAAGUCGGACGGCGAGAAGGCCAAGAGUCCUGCCACCGGCGAGAAGAAGAAACGCGUAGUUGGUGAGAAAACGAAAAAGAAGCCAGCUUCGGGAUCUUCCUCUCCAAGCAAGGCCAAGACGACGAGUGAGGACUCUUUGGCUAAGACCAGCAUCAGUUCGGAAUCAAGUCCCGAAAAGACUUCCAAGAUCAAGACGACUGCAGCAAAGAUCUCCAAGCCCGGUUCGGAAAAAGCUCCCAGGGCUAGCCCUGAAGAAUGUCCCGAGCUGUCUACAGAGAUAAACUCUAAAAACACUUCUUCGGAGAGUCCUGUGGCCAAGAAAACGGCCAAGGUCACUUCUAAGCCGACUUUAGAGUUGCUGAGUCCAAUCAAGCCGUCAUCACCCAUCAAAGAGUUGGACUGCGAACCAGUAGACACCCUGAGCAAGCAACAGCUCUCUGAGCAACUGCAGCUGUAUCCACAAGAUGCUGAACAAUUGUCGGAUGACGACCUGGCACUCGGAGCAUCUGCUAGUCCGACAAUGCUGGGACCUGGAUACGAUUACGGAGCUCCGACCGGUGACUCGGACGUCGAGGGUGUGACCGGAGUGACAGACCCAUCCACAAUUGGAACAGACGAUGGUACGUACCCGGCUCUGUCAAACUUCUAUCGUCGCAAGUAUGGAGGCGAUGAGUUGCGAGCAUGGCAGAGAGUCAACACAACGGGUGCGGACUUCGUGUCCUCGGCCACCACAGAAACUGAGGCAGAGGCAAGGCAGGCGAGCUUGGGUCCCAGGGGAUAUGUUGGUUUGGUCAACCAAGCCAUGACCUGCUAUCUAAACAGCUUGCUGCAGGCACUCUUUAUGACACCCGAGUUCAGAAAUGCUCUGUACCGCUGGGAGUUCGACAAUGACAACGAGGCCAAGAACAUACCAUACCAACUGCAAAAGCUCUUCCUCAACUUGCAGACCUCGCCCAAAGCGGCGGUAGAAACCACAGACCUGACUCGCAGCUUUGGGUGGGACUCGACGGAGGCAUGGCAGCAGCACGAUAUCCAGGAACUGUGCCGAGUUAUGUUCGACGCUCUGGAGCACAAAUUCAAGAACACUAAGCAGGCAAAUCUCAUCUCUAAUCUGUACGAGGGCAAGAUGAAUGAUUAUGUCAAGUGUUUGGAGUGCAAUACCGAGAAGACGCGCGAGGACACCUUUCUAGAUAUCCCGCUCCCUGUGAGGCCCUUUGGAAGCAGCUCCGCAUACGGCAGCAUCGAGGAAGCUCUGCGUGCCUUCGUUCAGCCCGAAACACUCGAUGGCAAUAACCAGUAUCUGUGCGAGAAGUGCAAGAAAAAAUGCGACGCCCACAAGGGACUGCACUUUAAGUCCUUUCCCUACAUCCUCACGCUGCACCUUAAACGCUUUGACUUUGACUACCAGACCAUGCACCGCAUCAAAUUAAACGACAGAGUGACCUUCCCUCAGACGCUCAACCUGAACACGUUCAUUAACCGAAGUGGAAACAGCGGUGAGCAAAACUCUCAGCUCAACGGCACCGUGGACGAUUGCAGCACGGCGGAUAGUGGAUCCGCCAUGGAGGACGAUAAUUUGAGCAGCGGCGUGGUGACCACAGCGAGCUCUAGUCAGCACGAAAACGAUCUGAACGACGAGGAUGAAGGCAUCGACAUGAGCAGCAGCACCAGCAAGAGCGCCAAGCAAGGAUCCGGUCCGUAUCUCUACGAACUGUUCGCCAUCAUGAUUCAUUCAGGCAGCGCUUCGGGCGGACACUACUAUGCUUAUAUUAAGGACUUCGACAACAACGAGUGGUUCUGUUUUAACGAUCAGAACGUGACUAGUAUCACCCAAGAGGACAUCCAACGUUCGUUUGGCGGACCCAACGGGAGCUACUACUCCAGUGCCUACACCUCCAGCACCAAUGCAUACAUGUUGAUGUACCGGCAGGUGGAUGCCAAAAGAAACGAGCUAGUCGCCAAGGUGGCCGACUUUCCUGAGCACAUCAAAACGCUGCUACCAAAGCUGCACUCGGAGGAGGAGACGCGCGUGUCCCGCCUGGGCAGGCAUAUCACGGUUACGGACUUGGCUCUUCCGGAUUUGUACAAGCCGCGCGUCUACUUCUAUAAUCCCUCCCUGAAGAAGAUGAAGAUUACCAGAGUGUACGUAUCGCAGAGUUUCAACAUCAACUUGGUCCUCAUGUCGGCCUAUGAGAUGUUGAAUGUGGAACAAUUCGCGCCGCUUUCCCGCUGUCGUUUGGUGGCUUACAACUCCUCGAUGGACACGAUUAUUCAGUCCCUGGAGAGUUGCACAGACCCAGCUUUGACCGAACUGCGCGCGGCGCAGAACUACAGUCUCGACUUCCUGCUGGAGUACCGGGCCGAGGACCAAGAGUUUGAGGUCUAUCCGCCGAACGGCAUUACUUGGUAUGUGUUUAAGGUAGAUCUAUCGACCAUGGCGAUGGACGGUCCCUUCCUGGUUUACUCAGCAGCGCGGGAGCGGGAAGCCAGCGACGUCCUUCGCCGCUCGAUCGCCCUCCGUUUGCACAUUAGCGAGCAGCAGUUCCUACUCGCCACGGUGCGCGCCACGGUGCCGAAGGCUUUCGUGUCCUACGAUCCGCAUCCGACGCCGGAGGCCCUGCAACAUCUCCAGAACAUGGCCAACACCCAGUUUAAGUCCAUAACAUACUUCUACUUGAACGUACCCAACACGGAUGCCGCGACCCUUGAGAUGCUCGGUGUGCCCACCGUUGAGUCAGUCGAGUGCGCCAGCGGGGGUGAUGUUGUGGAUGCUGCAAUGAUGAAUGGCGUGGCACCUGGUCACAUGUCAUCCAGCAACGACUACGAUUGGAGGCGCUACAAGCGAGAUCUAGUGGAACCCAUGUCACAACCCAGUCCCAGCCACGGCCACGAGUCCAACUCGGAGGACAGUAGUCUGAGCGACGGAGACCGAACUCUGGUGGAGACGGACAACAUGGCACAUCGCGGUGGAGGCGACAGCCAAGUCAGUUCCACCAGUCACUCGCCGCAGCUGUCUAGUCCGGAGGACGAAGCAGCCUCACACGAUGCCAUGAUGCGCGUUCAUGCCUACUGCAAUGGAAACGGCAGUUAUGCGGCGGCCGAUGUGGUGGAUCCGCUGCUCCUGCCCACCAGCACCAACCACUUCUUCUACGCCACAAAGGUCGAGUGCGUGGAUGUGGUUGGCACCGGUUCCAGUUCUGGUCACCAGUCCGACGAAGAGGCUCAGCUGCGUAAGCCCACGCGUGCCUAUAAGCUGCUGGUGGGCACACACAUGCGAAUGGGGGCCUUUAAGAAACACAUCGAGCAGCUGAUCCAAGUGCCCGCCGCCCACUUUAAACUGCAGCGGAAACACGAUAAUAAUCUGUCGAACAACCAGAACAACUCGUUGGUACAUCUCAUAGAAGGCGAAACACUGACGGUGGAGUUGGGUAAGACGCUGGAGCCGGACGAGUUCAAGGCCAAGAUUCACUUCCUGCGACUGGCGGACAUUGAUAACGAGACGUCCAAACUGCCUUGCGUAUGCGAGUGGGUCUACAAUGCCAACACCACGGCGGAGCAGGCCAAGAAGGAACUGGUGGCCAAGCUGCAUCGCAUAGACGCCAAGUACGCCACACUGUCUGUGCAAAACUGUCGCAUCUGGCUGAAGGGCGGACGUAUUCCCAUCAAAAUUCUGUCCGACGAUGAAACGCUCUACUGCGACAUGCGCUCCAGCAUCGCAGCGGAGUUCAUUGUGCAAGAGUGCGAGGAGGAAGUGGACCCGCAGCCCAAGGACGAUUCUCUGACUUUAUUUGUAAGACGGUGGUGUCCGGCUAAACUGGAGUUUGGAAAGUUCCAAGAAAUCACUUUGGACCAGGACAGCGAAAUCAGACUUUCAUUAUCACAGAUCAGCGACAUCCCAAUAGACAAACUGAGCUAUAUGAAGUUGAACAGCAACUUCCCCUGCACAAGCAUAUCAGCGUUAAGUGUUAACGAGUCCAGCAGUUGGUACUCCGUGCCCACCACCCUGGACAAAUAUCCGCUUAAUAGCACACAGACAGGAAACAUCUACCUGUACAAAGAUAGGACGGUACCUGCGCGAGAGCUGACGCUGGAGGAGCGACGCCUGAUGAACGCCAGGGAGAAGGCACGACUGGAUCGGGUGGGCUGCGUGUCCACCACGCGGUAUGCGCAGCGCCGGGAACGUGCCUUGAAGAUUUACCUGGACUCUCCGGAGAAGUCGAGCAACGUGACCGCCUCCGCACCGAUGGACGUGCAUGUCAAUAAUUAGUCUGGCGAGUAGAAAACAGUCGCGGCGAUCAUAACAAAAAAAAAAAAAGUACACCAAACCAUGUAUGUAAGCGACGGCAGACCAUUAAAUCCCAGAUCCUCUUUUGAUCACCGGCCACAUAUCUUUGUCGUCUGCAAGUGCUGCUCGUGUUUUCUAUACUUCAUCCGCAGCAAUUGCGUUUUUUGUUGUUCUUUAUUUUGUUUGACGCAAGGGAAGAGGUCAGCGAGUUGGGCAAAGUCGCCGUAUACGGCAUCGAAUUGGUCUGGUCUUGUUGGGAUUGGAUCUGGGAUGGACAACUGGGGUGGCCAAGUGAGCACAGCACUAAGUGACGUUUAACAUAACGAAGUUAUUCUUGCAACUUUCGUAAUACAAGAGUUCAAAGAUGAGACUGUAAAAUUUAAAAUAACAAAAGGCAAGAAAUCUAAAUUACAAAUUGUAUAAUGUGAAUGUGAACAUCAAAACUAAAUUAAACGUAUAAAAUAAACACAACUCGCAAGUGCAU